AUGGGCUCUCUUCACCCACCCCCGGCAACCGUCAUUAUCAUAUGGCAAAGGUUCAUCGACAACAUCGAUCCGCUUCUAAAACUAUUCCACAUCCCGUCUCUCCAAAGGCAGAUAGUGAACGCGAUUAGAGCAUUAGAUCGUGUGGAGCCUUACGCAGAAUGUCAAAUGUUUGCAAUCUACUAUUGCACUAUUGUCGAAAUGUCUCAAGAUGACUGUCAAUACAUCUUGGGCGAGCAGAAGAAAGCACUUCUUGAUAGGUACCGGGCUGGCGUUGAAGCUGCUUUGGCACGUGUAGAUCUUUUAAACUCACCCAACAUCGCGAGUCUACAAGCAUUCGUUUUGUAUCUCUCAUGUGCGUCGCGAGACGAUCAAGGCCCGGAUGCACAUACCCUUAUUGGCGUGGCGAUACGAAAUGCAAUCCGACUCAAACUCCAUCAUCACGGAACCGCUCUCAGCCGCUCACCCUUCGACGCAGAAAUGCGCCGGCGGCUAUGGUGGCAUCUAUGCGUCAUAGAUGUCUGCAUGGCAGCGGAGCAUGGCACGGAACCCAUCAUCCUGGAAAAAUCUUUCAACACUCCCUUUCCAUCUAAUGUGAAUGACUCGAUGCUGGACCCGGAUGGGAAAGAACUUCCUGCCAGUCUGACUGGGAAGAGCGAGAUUUUCUUCACUCUGCUCCGAUUCGAGAUCUGUUAUUUUGCACGCCAGAUGAUUUUUUCGGAGGAGUUUUGUCGGUAUAACUCGUAUGCCAUACUGUCGAAGAUCGAACAAUGCGAAGCUAUUGAUGCUUUUCGAUCGAGAAUUGAGUCGCAAUAUUUGGCUCGUUUUAACACUAUUACUGCUUUCGAUGAUAAGGUCAUUAUUGCUGUAAGGAGUACUUUGGACAGUAUCAAACGACUGGCUGGUGAUUCAAGUGCUGCAAUACCGCUUGCUGGCGUCAAGCUUGAUCUGCGAGAGGUUUUUUGCGAUAUUCGGUAUCAGGAAAGUUGA
Messenger RNA from Talaromyces amestolkiae, 987 nucleotides. RefSeq lists its product as uncharacterized. Gene Ontology annotation, molecular function: zinc ion binding; DNA binding. Lineage: Eukaryota; Fungi; Ascomycota; Eurotiomycetes; Eurotiales; Trichocomaceae. The record is from RefSeq and is a predicted model, not a curated record. Gene Ontology annotation, biological process: DNA-templated transcription. The transcript has 2 exons. Bases 1 to 987 code for a protein of 328 amino acids.